Molecule: messenger RNA, 1640 nt
Organism: Entelurus aequoreus (snake pipefish)
Lineage: Eukaryota; Metazoa; Chordata; Actinopteri; Syngnathiformes; Syngnathidae
Product: class E basic helix-loop-helix protein 40-like
Exons: 5
Coding region: 215-1477 (420 amino acids)
Biological process (GO): regulation of transcription by RNA polymerase II; anterior/posterior pattern specification; regulation of neurogenesis
Cellular component (GO): nucleus
Molecular function (GO): RNA polymerase II cis-regulatory region sequence-specific DNA binding; protein dimerization activity; DNA-binding transcription factor activity, RNA polymerase II-specific
Source: RefSeq, a predicted model, not a curated record
ACACUUUAGUCCUCCAUCAACACUGCACACACUUUAGUCCUCCAUGAACACUGCACACACUUUAGUCCUCCAUCAAGUCCUUCUGCUCCUGGCUCGCGGCGAAAUCAUGAAACGCUGAAUUUCAAAGCUUGACGGAUUUUUUUUUAAAAAGGAUACACUUCUUGGGUAACUUUUUCCCCCCACACUUACUAAACUACAUUUAGCGCGUUUAAAUAUGGAGCGAAUUCCUCCUCCACUGUCCAAACAUCACAGCGACCUACCGGACAUGCACAGCAUGGACUUCCCCAUGUACGCGUACAAACCCCGGCGUGGAAUGAAACGAGGCGAGGAAAGCAAGGAUACGUACAAGCUUCCUCAUCGGCUCAUCGAGAAGAAAAGACGGGAUCGGAUAAACGAGUGCAUCGCUCAGUUGAAGGAUUUACUGCCCGAACACCUCAAACUUACAACUUUGGGUCAUCUGGAGAAGGCGGUGGUUUUGGAGCUCACGCUGAAGCACGUGAAGACGCUCAGCACGCUGCUGGAGCAGCAGCAGCAGAAGAUCCUGGCCCUGCAGAGCGGCAUGCAUAUCGAGCAACCUCUGGUCAGCCAGGAGAAGUCAGAGGAGAUGUUCCGCUCCGGCUUCCACAUGUGCGCCAAGGAGAUCCUCCAGUAUCUUGCAAGUCGUGAGAGCGACGGCGACUUUGCGUCGUCCCACGUCAUCAACCACCUUCAUAAGUUGGCCGCCGACGUGCUCCAACAGAGUCCAAAGCGACCCCGUUCACCCGUCAGCCCUCCGCCCCAAGAGACCCCCGCUUACAGCCAGCACCAAACCUACAAGGAGGCGCCUGCCAGCUCGCCACCGAAACACAGUGAGGGCUACGGGAGGGUGCCCGUCAUCCAGCGGGCGCACGCUCCUCCGAGCAGCGAGCAGAGCGGCAGCGACACGGAUACGGACAGCGGCUAUGGCGGCGAGCUGGAGAAGAACGAGUGCAGCGCCCCUCAGAGGCGGCCGGACUACUACGGCCAGGAGGGCAAGCUGAUGAAGCGCGGCGCCGAGAGGCAGAGCUCCGGCGUCAAGCGGGAAGACGACGAGCCGCGGCACAAGCAAGCCCGGGCGGAGUCGUCCGAGGACGAGCUGCUCUCGGGCGGCGAAUCCUCCUCCUCCUCCAGCGGCUACGGCAGCUACAUGAGCGUGUCCCCCAACCAUCCGCCACCGCCCCCGCAUCCCCUCUGCAUGCCCUUCUACCUCAUCCCGCCCUCCGCCGCCGCCUACCUGCCCAUGCUGGAGAAAUGCUGGUACCCCGGGAGCUUGCCCAUGAUGUACACGGGCAUCGGGGGCUCCGCCAGCGCAGCCCUUGACGAGAGGCCGCCCCCGCCGGCUGCGUCUUCCAGGGGAGGCUCUCCGUCCCCGGCCGUAACCCAGACGCCCAUGGACUCCCCCGCCCUCCUUCAGGCGCUCAAACAGGUACCGCCCCUCAACCUGGAGACCAAAGACUAAGAACACGUUGUCCUGAAGUGCAUCCAUCACUUCGCUCUUCAUCACGGAAUGUAGAAAGCAUCAAGCGAGGAACAGGAGUAGCGGAGUCCGAACGGUUGAAUGUCAAAUGGACCUUGCUCUACACACACACACACACACACACACACACACACACACACACACA